CGGAGGGACACGGCAUGGAGGAACACGACCCGCUCGCCCCGCCCGUCCCGCCCGGCCGCACCCACGGGAGCCGGGCCUACUUUCCUUAAAGGGCCAGGGCCUCGCGGGAAAGCGGCGCUUGGAGAUCCCCAGGCCCGUCCCUCGGGCUGUCCCCGCGGAGCCUCGUCCCGGAGGCCGCCAUGGAGGCCGGACGCCCCGAUGGGGCCGGGGCUGGGGCCCCCGGGCACGCUCUCGGUUGCGUGGCAACCGGGGCCCGGCCGUGGACGCCAUUAGGGGGGGCCCCCGGGCACGCGGCCUGUGGGCGGAGCUUGCGCGGCUGUUGGGGAGCAGGGCGGGGCCUCAGGGGGAGGCGACCAAGGAGGAGGAGCUGGCGCCGGCGUUGGAGCAUGCGUGGACGAGGCCGGUAGGGCAGAGCCAAUCCGGAAGCAGAGUCUUCUCUGAGUGGCGGCGCGUGAGCGUGGCCUAGGGGCAGAAUUGGCGGCGUCAGUUGUCCGUUGAGGACCGCUCGGCGGGACCAGAUAUGGCGGCGAAGACAGAGGUGGCCCGGAGCCCGAGGGGCGCUGUUGGUUGGUGCGCGGCCGAGGGGCGUGGCGCGAGGGCGCCGUAGGUUGGUGUACGGUCGAGGGGCGUGGCGCGAGGAGGCCGUUGGUUGAUGCGCGGCCGAGGGGCGUGGCGCGGAGGGCGCCGUUGGUUGGUGUGCGGCCGAAAGGCGUGUCGCAGGGGCGCCGUUGGUUGGCCGGCGGCGGGCGGGAGCGGGGGCGGGCCAUGGCGCUGCUGCUGUGCCUGGGCAUGACGGCGGCGCUGGCCCGCGGCUGCCUGCACUGCCAGAACAACUUCUCGGAUAAGUUCUCCUUCUACCGCCACCACGUGAACCUCAAGUCUUGGUGGGUGGGCGACAUCCCCGUGUCAGGGGCGCUGCUCACCGACUGGAGCCAGGACACGAUGAGGGAGCUGCACCUGGCCAUCCCCGCGGAGAUCACCCGGGAGAAGCUGGAGCAAGUGGCGAGAAUCGUGUACCAGAAGAUGGAUCAACUGUACCAAGGGAAAAUGUAUUUCCCUGGGUAUUUCCCCAAUGAGCUGCGAGCCAUCUUCCGGGAGCAGGUGCACCUCAUCCAGAAUGCUAUCAUCGAAAGCCGCAUCGACUGUCAGCGUCACUGCGGCAUUUUCCAGUAUGAGACCAUCUCCUGCAACAACUGCACAGACUCACACGUCGUCUGCUUCGGCUACAACUGCGAGUCCUUGGAGCAGUGGGAGGCAGCUGUGCAGGGCCUUCUCAGUUACAUAAGUGACUGGCACAAACAGGACACGAGCAUGAGAACCACCCCAGCCUUCCUGGUAUCCCCAAGCUUCACGUGCCUGGAGGCCCAACACCUGGCCAACCUGACCUUGGAGGGUGCCUCUGAGUGCCUGACUCAGCACUGACAGCCGGCGCAACGGGAGGCCAGGACUCCCCUGGACUGUCCCAGCCUGUCCCCUGGAGCAGGCUGAGCUAACUGCUGCGCCUGGUCCCCCUCUCACCCCCAACAGAGCCCAGCCGCCUGAGCCGGGAGGGAGGGGAAAGGAGUGGGUUUGUACGUAGCAUCGGCACUUGGCAGGACCACAGAGCUAUUCGAUGGGAUGAUUAAAAUACCUGAUG
Propithecus coquereli (Coquerel's sifaka) is the source of this 1636-nucleotide messenger RNA. RefSeq names its product IZUMO family member 4 (gene IZUMO4). The transcript is spliced from 10 exons. Gene Ontology annotation, cellular component: nucleus. The record is from RefSeq and is a predicted model, not a curated record. Lineage: Eukaryota; Metazoa; Chordata; Mammalia; Primates; Indriidae. Bases 766 to 1422 code for a protein of 218 amino acids.